Messenger RNA from Cucurbita maxima (winter squash), 1504 nucleotides. RefSeq lists its product as uncharacterized. Bases 845 to 1396 code for a protein of 183 amino acids. The record is from RefSeq and is a predicted model, not a curated record. The transcript is spliced from 2 exons. NCBI's taxonomy places the organism in Eukaryota, Viridiplantae, Streptophyta, Magnoliopsida, Cucurbitales, Cucurbitaceae.
UAAAUAAAUAAAUAAAUAACUGAUUUCACAGCGAUUGCUUCCUCGUUAACCACCGGGGGAGAACGGUCGCCAUUUCAUCUUCCAUUCCAAUUCCACCACAGAGGGAGAGAGAGAGGGUGAAGAACAGUGGAAGAUCAAACGCUACUUCGUAGUUCACGAAGGUCUCCAUUGCCGCCAUUGAUAACAGACCUCCAUCCUCUCCCUUCUGUAAGUUUCUCCUUUCAUUUUAACUUUGUUUUCGAUUGUUAGAGUAAUCGCUCUGGACUUGUAUCGAUUGAUUCAAGAGUUUAUCUAAUUCUUUUUCAUCCCUCGAUUAACUCCUUCGACUUUGACUAACAUAAUCCAAUAAUCAUCGUCAAGAUUCGAUUUCUUUACAAAAAAAAAAACGGAAAAACCCUUUCGUCUUCUCCAUUCGCCGUUUCGUCUUUUUCUGCGAUCAGUUUUUAACAUAAACAAUCGCCGACUUCAAAUCCAAUCUUAUCCUUCGAACAAAACCAGGACAAUUUGCUUCAACUUCCCCGUCUCCUCCUUCAAUGGAGGAUGAAUUUCGGGAUCCACAUGGAAAUUUAUUACUUAAUAAAUGGUGUGUCAUGAAGCGUUAUGAAUGUGGCGACGGCUGAGUUGUAUUCUGUGUGUGACAUUCAAGCAAAUACGUGGUGCAAUUUUGUCGCCCGCGUAUGCUUCCAAAUGUUGAAAAAUUAGGUUCAAGAAUCUUCAAUUCCACAAUUCAAUUCACUCGAAUUUAAAUCUUUUGAAGGGAUCGGUUUCUGAAUAAAAAACGCAUGCCCUUCUCUUUAUAAAAUGCAAUACCUCUGUGUAAAACUCUGUUUAUUGAACAACCAGCAUGCAGAGCAAGAGCCUUUCUCCGGACUCCAGAGAUUUCGACAUUGAUGAUUACAUCGGAAUGGAGAGUUGUGUUGAUUUGAGGGAGAAUCACACGGCGGCGGACAUCUCCGGGGAGAAUUGUAAGAGAGAUAACAAAAUGUUGGGAAUGGAGAGGAAAGAUCACAACGAAUAUCCACCGCCGAUUCAAUUGCUGGUUCGAACUGAGAAUCUGGCUUCCCAAAUGCCAUGGGUGUUGAAACGACGCUACACCGACGACGGGCGGCUGAUUCUGACGGAUGAGAGAUUGAGACACUAUGAAUUCUUCCGUGCCCACAGAUCCGACGGCCGUCUGAUGCUGCAGCUGGUGGCCUUCGACGACCAGGGCUACGAUGAGUCGAACGUGGAAAUAGGGGAUGAGGACGGCGGUAGAGGAGAGGAGUGUGCGGCGGCGGCGGAGGGCAGUGAUGCAGUGAUGCAGAGUCGUCUGUGUUCGGGGUGUCAGUGCCCGCAGGGAGCUUUGAGUACUGUACGACGCUUAGGGAAAGAUGUCAGUAACAGCAACGGCUUAUAGCGUGGAAUCGCAUCGUACGUGUGCACGUGUCAUUUAAUUUUUAGAUGAUAUUAUAUGAUUAUGAAAACAUUAAUUAGACUAAUAUUCAAAUAUUUGAGAUUGGACCCU